Cladocopium goreaui is the source of this 2556-nucleotide messenger RNA. NCBI's taxonomy places the organism in Eukaryota, Dinophyceae, Suessiales, Symbiodiniaceae. The record is from the annotation of a GenBank genome assembly.
AUGGGUUUGAAGAGGCCUAGCUCCAAGGUGGAAAACAAAGUGGCCAAGAAGCCAGCAGCAAAAGUGACAAAGGUGGCAAAGUUCAAGAAGCCAGCAGCACAGACUGGGAAGAAGGGAAUUUUGAAGGGAAAGCAGAAGGAAGUUGAGAAAGACAAUGGUGAGGAAGGGGAGGAGGAAGAAAUGCUCACUGAUGAUGAAGUUGUACACACAGUCACAUCCAAAAACCUGAAGACACACCAGCAGCUGCUGGAUGCCAAGCUCUGCUCGGCCAAGGAGAUUGACAAGGCCCUUGCCAAACUCCCUGCAAAUGAGGUCCAGAGCCUGUGGAAGAAGUUUGAGAAGAAUAGGCAGAUGGCUGGAGCUGAGAGCUCCUACAAGGAAGCCACCAAAGGAACUGGAAGCCAGGAGAGGAAGCACAAGCUGCUGAGGUCCUUCAUCCUUGAUGGAGGGUCCAUUGCCAAGAACUACAAGGAGGCCAUGCUGGUCUAUGAGAAAACUGAUGAGAAGGGAGGCAUGGUGAAGUUCAACACAUGGAAGCAGCAGGUGGACAAAUAUGGAAAGGCUGAAGCCAUGAGCAGGCUGAAAGCAGGAACAAUGAAGUUUCGCAAGUCACCCACAGACCCAAGGUUCUUCGAGUUUGCUGAUGAAAGUGAAUAUGUCAAGUGGAAGGCCAAGAAAAGCCAGACUGUGGCUUACAAGACUGACAAACACAAGGCUGGAAAAGAUGACUGGCUCAGCAUGGAGAACCUCAACUUGGAAGAUGUUGGGGAUGCCAGCUUUGCCUUAGCUGGCAAUCAACUGGAUGACAUGGCGAUCGAGCCUGAGCUGAAGGACUUCUUCAAUAAGCAGCUCUCUAAAAAGAUAGAGAAGGAAGAAAGCAAGAAGGCAUUGUUGGAGAGCUUGGCAGCCUUGGAGAAGAGCAAGAAGUGCAAGAAGUUGGUAGCAGGACCACCAAAGAAGAAGGCUAAAAAAGAAGAGGAGGAGGAAGACUGCAAUCACAGCACCAUGGCCAAGAGAAGGAAGAUUUUGUAUGUGAAGGGGGAGGAGACAGCAAACCCCAGGUAUGCACACUGGGUUCUGGACCCCAAUGAAGAUAGCCAGGUGCUGAUACCACCUAGUCCAGAAGUUGUGGAGACUGAAGAAGAAGAAGAAGAAGGGCAAGGACAGGAGGAGAACCCUGCAAGGCCUGCUACUGACUCUGCUGAAGAUGGAAAGCAGGAAAAGAAAGAGGAGCAGCCAGUGGCCACUGUGGUCAGAGUUAAGAAUGCUGAGGGACUUGUGCUGGAGAAAGAGAAAGAUUUACCUGUAAUAUUGCCUGAGGCAUGGGUGGAUACACUGCAGAACAAGAACCUCUUGCAAGAAUUGACAUGCAGCCAGAAAACUUUGAAGGAGUUCUGGUUGAAACAGGUGGAUUCAUUGCUGGUUGUGUCAAUGAGAUGCGCAAUCUCUGGUGUGGCCAUCAAACAAUCUCAGCUGCUACUGACUUGCCUCCCCAAGAGUGCAGGAACUGCUUCUUCGAUGAAGCCUAUAUGGGAAGCAAUUGCUGGCAGCUUCAAGAAGAUGGCAGAAGCAGGAAAAGGAGUUCUGUUUGUGGUGGCAGGAGAUUUGGAAUGGUUCUCCAGUGACUUUGGGUGGCCCACUGCCAUGAGCAACAACCCAUGCCCAUAUUGCCUUUGUGACAACUACUUUGAGGAGGAGAAGAGCGUGCGGCCAUUUACAGAUUUCAGGAAAGAUGCAACUUGGAAAUCUACUUUGAGGAGUGUGUCAGCACCACCACCAGUAUCACAUCCCUUAUUUGGAGUGCCAGGAACUUCCUUCUGGAGCAUGAAAUUGGAUCUGUUGCACCUUGUAGACCUUGGAGUGGCAUCCCACAUUUAUGGGAACCUCUUGGCAACCAUCGUCAAGAGCCUUCCUAUGGGAAAGAAAAGGGCUUUGGUGGAAGUCAACAAGAUGGUGGCCAUGAGAUAUGAGGAACUUGAAACCCCAGCAGGGGAAAGAAUACCCAGACUCAAUGUGUCAGACAUCUUUGGUGAUGAGUUCCCUUGCCUGAAACAUGUGAAAGGGAGGAGAGUCAGGAAAUUUGCCACUGUGGCGACACUGUUGGCUGGGACCCUGGCUACAAACACAAAAGGAAAACACAUGGAAGCUUUGUGCAAGGCCAUGGAGGAAGCCUAUGACCUUUGUGACUUGAAGGAGUAUGUUUGGGACAAGAAGGUGGGACAGCAGUUUCAAGAGAAGACUGAGGCAAUCCUAGGACACUAUUCAUGGCUGGCAAAGAAUAGCAUGAAGAGUGCAGAAUGUAUGUGGAGCCUGGUGCAGAAGCACCACCUCAUGGCUCAUUACCCAGCACAGUGCCAAUACUUGGCACCAAGGAGCUGCUGGGCAUAUGGAGGAGAAAGCUUCAUGUCCCUGAUGGUGGCAGUUGCUGGGAGCAGUGUGAAAAGCACACCUGCAUGGAUGCUCCCUUCCAAGGUUCUAGCCAAAUUUGAAUACGCUUUUCACUUGAUGCUGGAAGGGAUUUUUAAUCCAGACCUAGAAGAAAAUGAAGAAGUGUGA